Molecule: messenger RNA, 507 nt
Organism: Huiozyma naganishii CBS 8797
Lineage: Eukaryota; Fungi; Ascomycota; Saccharomycetes; Saccharomycetales; Saccharomycetaceae
Gene: TAF13
Product: Taf13p
Exons: 1
Coding region: 1-507 (168 amino acids)
Biological process (GO): transcription by RNA polymerase II; RNA polymerase II preinitiation complex assembly
Cellular component (GO): transcription factor TFIID complex
Molecular function (GO): protein heterodimerization activity
Source: RefSeq, a predicted model, not a curated record
AUGUCUAAGAAGAUCAAAAAAACUAACUUGUUCAGCAAGGAUGUCAACUCAUUGCUCUAUGCGUACGGGGAUGUAGCACAGCCUCUACCUGAAACUGUGCAGUGUGUGGACGAUUUACUCUCCGGUUACCUUGUCGAUAUAUGUACUUCUGCCUAUCGAGCAUCGAGGGCCACGGGCAAGAAUAAAGUCAAGUUGGAAGAUUUCAAGUUUGUUAUAAGACGAGACCCUAUUAAAUUGGCGAGAGCCUCGGAACUGAUAUCGACAAAUAAGCUGAUCACUGAAGCGAAAAAGCAGUUUAACGAAAACGACAAUCAAAAUGCCAAGAGGUUUAGAGGCGGAGAAGAGGAGGAAGAGGAUGAUGAGGAGGAGGAGGAAGAGGACGAAGACGCAGAGGAAGACGAUGAUGACGAAAACGACCAUCAACCGCAACAGAGUAAUAUAAGGCGAUCAGAAAACAAGUCUGGUCAAAAAAUCAGGCAGAACAAGAAGCAGAAACAGGCAAACUGA